AUGGUGAUCAAUAGAACUGACCCUUUCCAUCGCAGAGAACGAUCCCCAGAUCUCCCUACUGGUCUCUUCAAUUGGGUUGGCGUGUUCAACAAGCUUCCCGAUACUUACGUCUUGAAUCAUCAUUCCCUCGAUGGCUACCUGCUACUUCGCUACCUGAAGAUUUCCGUUUUGAUAACCUUUGUUGGCUGCUGUAUCACCUUCCCCGUCCUCUUCCCAAUCAAUGCCACUGGAGGAAACGGCCAAACGGAGCUGAAUAUGCUAUCCUUCGGAAAUGUCAAGAAUCCCAACCGGUACUAUGCCCACACCUUUGUUGGCUGGAUUUUCUUCACCUUUGUCUUCUACAUGGUCAUGAGGGAAAGUAUCUACUACAUCAACCUACGCCAAGCAUACCUGAUCUCUCCUCUGUAUGCUAAUCGUUUGUCUUCCCGGACCGUGCUAUUCACGUCUGUGCCGGAGGAGAUGCAAAAUGAGGCCAAGUUGCGGAAAGUCUUCGGUCCCCAAGUCAAGAAUCUUUGGAUUGCGAAUGACUGCAAAGAGAUUGAAGAGCUGGUCACCGAGCGAGACAAGGUCGCGAUGAAGUUGGAAGCCGCCGAAACCAAAUUGGUUAAGUCAGCAAACACAAACCGCCUCAAAGCCGCAAAGAAAGGAGGUGCGGCCGAAGCCGCAAUCGGAGCUGAUGGCGACGACGUUGACGGUGAAUCUGGCUCUGUCGCUGCUCGCUUCGUGCAGCCAAAGCAGCGUCCUACCCAUCGCUUGAAACCGCUCAUCGGCAAGAAGGUCGAUACCAUCAAUUGGUGCCGCUCGGAACUUGCUAGUCUGAUACCAAAAAUUGACGCCCUACAAACAAAGCUUCGUGCUGGAGAGGGCAAAUUCAUCUGCUCUGUCUUCAUUGAAUUCUACAACCAGACCGAAGCGCAAGCCGCAUAUCAAAGCCUGGCCCAUCAUCAACCCCUGCACAUGUCCCCAAGGUUCAUUGGUGUUAGUCCUGAGGAAAUCAUCUGGAAGAAUCUGACCAUCAAUUGGGCAUCAAGAAUCGUCCGCAACAUCCUAACGACCUGCUUUGUAUCAGCUCUUAUCAUCUUCUGGGCUAUUCCCGUCGCUUUCGUUGGUGCGAUCUCCAAUAUCAAGGCUUUAUCUCAAGGUGACAACACUGUGACUCCGCCAAAGCCUCCCCUCCUCCCAUGGCUCAGCUUUAUCAACAAGAUUCCCCCUUCGAUCCUUGGUGUCAUCCAGGGUCUUCUACCCUCGGUCCUGCUUGCUGUUCUAAUGGCAUUACUACCAAUCAUCCUCCGAUUGAUGGCCAAAUUGUCUGGAAAGCCUUCACUUUCAAGCAUCGAGCUCCGGGUCCAGAAUUCUUAUUUCCUCUUCCAGGUCAUCCAGGUCUUCCUCGUCACAACAAUCACAUCGUCGGCUUCUGCAGCUGUUGUUUCGAUCAUCAGCAAGCCAGCCGACGCGUUAACUUUACUGUCCGGCGACUUACCGAAAGCCUCCAACUUUUACAUCUCGUAUUUUAUUCUUCAAGGUCUCGCUAUCAGCUCGGGGGCCUUGCUGCAGCUUGUAGGUGUCAUCCUCUUCAAGAUCUUAGGGAAAUUCCUAGAUACGACGCCCCGUAAGAUGUACAAGCGUUUCGUGACACUCUCCGGUCUUGGCUGGGGAACCGUCUUUCCGGUGUACACGUUGUUGACAGUGAUCUCUCUCACUUAUUCGGUCAUUGCUCCCUUGGUGAUGGCUUUCUCUACAAUUGGCCUCUACCUGAUCUACCUCGCCUAUAGGUACAAUCUUCUGUUUGUAUUCAACUCCAACAUCGACUGCCAUGGAUUGGUUUAUCCUCGGGCCCUCCAGCAAACCACCACCGGCAUUUACUUAGCUAUUGUAUGCUUGAUCGCUCUGUUUGCAGUUUCAAAGGCAUGGGGCCCGUUGAUUCUGAUGAUCGUUUACCUCGUCUUUGCGGCCCUCUUCCACCUCUCACUCAACUCAGCUAUCGAUCCGAUGCUACAGUAUCUGCCCAAGACAUUGCAGGUAGAGGAAGACUCACUUCUUGCUCUAGAGAAUGGUCAUCCUGACCCACAAGAAAAGGAGACCAAGAUCGGCACCCAGGCAGUGGAAGAAGUUGAAAAUGGGCUAGGGCCUGCACCGCAUAAAAAGCCAAACAUGCUUACCAAGUUCCUCAAGCCGCAUGUCUACACAGACUAUCAUACAAUGAGGCGCCUUGUUCCUCGUGGUUUUGCCGAUAUUACUUAUGAUCCAGAGGUUGAACGAACAGCAUACUACCAUCCCGCCAUCUCUUCGCCUACUCCAAUCUUAUGGAUCCCACGCGAUCAAAUGGGCGUCUCCAGGCAGGAGUGCAUUCACAGCAGCAAGGUGAUUCCAAUGACAGACGAGAGUGCCGGCUUCGAUGAGACGGGCAACAUGACAUGGGAUCAUGAAAGCGCAAGACCGCCGAUUUAUGAGGAGAAGGUCUAUUACUGA
This is a messenger RNA of Bacidia gigantensis, 2469 nucleotides long. RefSeq lists its product as uncharacterized. Bases 1 to 2469 code for a protein of 822 amino acids. Lineage: Eukaryota; Fungi; Ascomycota; Lecanoromycetes; Lecanorales; Ramalinaceae. Gene Ontology annotation, molecular function: calcium-activated cation channel activity. Gene Ontology annotation, cellular component: plasma membrane. The transcript is spliced from 3 exons. The record is from RefSeq and is a predicted model, not a curated record.